Molecule: messenger RNA, 3141 nt
Organism: Durusdinium trenchii
Lineage: Eukaryota; Dinophyceae; Suessiales; Symbiodiniaceae
Source: the annotation of a GenBank genome assembly
AUGAUCGAACCCAUUUCUGGCGCUGGCGCGCUGCGGAAGCCGCGCGCGGUUUCGAGCCCUGAUUGCCUUCGCGUGCCGCGUCGGAAGAGCGUCGCUCCUCAUCGUGGCCGGAACUGGGCCGGACGAACUCCGCGGACAUUGGGUUCAAGCCCGGCGGGGAGCGGGAUCAGCAGGUCCCAAAGCAGCAUGCAAUCGGGAGCCUCCAGGAGCAGGAGUCGCCGGCACAAGAAGAGGCGGGAGAAGAAGACCAAGGAUCGACGGAGAGGAGGCGACGACUCGUCCGCGUUCUAUCCUGCCUUUGGAUAUGGAGGCCCGUGGCACAUGCCCUAUGGACCCGUAGACGAUGGGGUGGAUGUGAAGGUGAGUUCCAAGUUCCUGACACGGAACGACUAUUGUCAAACCUUCAUCGACACGGGACUUCGCCCGCAGAACUUCAUCCGGGAUUUGGAUUAUCAAAAUCGAUAUUCGGAAUAUCCCAAGAUCCAGCGCUUGAUCAAGCUUAAGGACAACAUCUUGGCGAAGCGAGCCUCUCCGGGGAUGUUCCUGAAGUGCGACUUGAAGACCUUCGACUUGGCGAGCCUGGGCACCAAGUUCGAUGUGGUGCUUCUGGACCCGCCUUGGGAAGAGUACCAGACGCGGGUGGCUGGCAUGUACGUGCCUGAUGAGGACCUCUCCACAUGGACGCUGGACGAGCUCAAGGCGUUGAAGGUGGGUGAGGUGGCUGAUCACCAGUCCUUUGUUUUCCUCUGGUGUGGCGAGACGCACCUCGAGCACGGCCGGGAGCUCUUCAAGAAGUGGGGCUUCCGACGAAUCGAGGACAUUUGCUGGGUCAAGACGAACCGGCAAGCAGAGUUGGACCAGCGUGGCUCCGUGAAGCAGCAAAGUGUGAUGUACGGUGACAGCUCCAUCAUCCAGCGGACCAAAGAGCACUGCCUGGUGGGAGUGAAGGGCACAGUGAAGCGCUCCGUGGACACGCAUUUCAUCCAUGCCAACUGUGAUGUCGAUCUCAUCAUGGAGGAGGAGAAGAGCUUCGGCUCCACUGCCAAGCCCAUCGAGCUCUAUGAGACCAUCGAGCACUUCUGCCUGGGUCGAAGGCGUUUGGAGCUCUUCGGCCGGGACCGGAACCUCCGAGAUGGAUGGUUGACCUUGGGCAACGGCCUCACCACGGACAAUUGGGACAAAGAGACCUAUCUCAAGUGGUUCGAGGGCGAUGUCCAAUGGCCCGAGGUGGAAGACUACAAGGGUGGUCGCCUACUGGGGAGCAACCCCGAGAUCGACACCCUGAGGCCUAAGAGCCCCGUGCGCCCAGGACGCAAGCGGUCGAGGUCGUUGUCCCCGCGCCGGCGCAUGGCUGGAGGCCCCAGCAGUGGAGCUGGUGGCUGGCGAGCCGCGCGUGCGAGCCGCGACUACGACUACGAGGAGGAUGAGAAGCCGCUGCCUGAGGAUUUGGGUGAGAUGGCUCCGCCCGUUCAGUGCCUCACUGGUGCGUCAAAAACGGGACCUCGACGUGCGAAACAACGGGCGAUGCUGCGGAGUCGUGGACGGGGUCAGUGCCACGAGGAUGAGUUGCCCGUGGACUUCGGUGACCUCCAAGAGCUGUUAGAAAGCGUGCAGAACGGCUCUGAGGACCCAGUGGCAGUGGCGCUUGAGCAGGGUGUUGAUGAGACGAAGAGAGUAGCUGGUAGCAUCGACCAUCAGCUGGAGCUUCUGGAGGAAGAGAGUGUUGGCGACUAUGUCGGCAGUUUCCAGUCCUUCGAGGAGCUGCAUCAGGAGAUCGUUGCGACAGAUUCUCUCCUUGAGAAGAUGGAGCGCAUGCUGGGCACGUUCCAAUCGGAUCUCUCCGGCAUUUCGGACGAGAUCCGAAUGCUUCAGGGCCAAUCCUUGCAGAUGAACCUGAAGCUGCAGAACCGCCGUGCCUUGCAGUCCUUGAUGUCCGACUAUGUGAGCUCGGUGGUGGUGAGUCCGCAGCUGGUGCGGCAAAUCUGCGAAGAGGAGAUCAAUGAGGCCUACUUGGGCUACCUUUCGGAGCUCAACAAGAAGCUGGACCAUGUGAAGCAACAGGAGAUGCAAAAGCUGCCCUCCUGCGCACAAAGCGCUCCGGAACUCGAAAAACUGCGAAGCAAGGCCGUGGCACGGAUCAAGGACUUCCUGCUGCAGAAGGUGAACUCCUUGAAGAAACCAAAGACGAACCUACAAAUCUUGCAGCGCAACGUCUUGGUUCGCUUCAAGUCGAUGACUCAGUUUUUGGCUGAACACCACGCCGCAGUCGCGGAAGAGGUGAAGGGACACUAUGUGGUAACCAUGAGCGCUGUCUAUUUGAAGCAGUUUCGCACCUACGUGACCUCCUUACAAAAACUGGAGCUGGAGUCUUCGGCCACCAAGUCCGACUUGCUGGUCAACGAUACGCAGUCCGCGGGUCGUCUUUGGGACAACUUGGGCUUGGGGCGAAGUGUUCAGCUGAAAGACAAAGGCAACGUCUUUUCUCUUUCAGGGCGCGAUGCAAUCCUCCAGCAACUGGACAAGGAUCCCAUCAUCGCGCAUACCAACAAGGACAAGAUCAAGUACUACCACGAGCAGCUCUUCCGUAGUCAUCAGAUGUUGCUCAUGGACACCGCCACGAGCGAGUUCCUCUUCCUCAACGACUUCUUCGACACCAAGGGCGACCAGAGCCUCUUCGUGGAAGUUUUUGGGAAGACGACUCAGUAUUUCCUGGACUCGCUCGAGGCCUUCCUAGCCAACUGCUAUGAUUCCGUGGGUUUGCUGCUCAUGGUCCGCAUCGUGGAGUUCUACCGAAAGCGCAUGCAACAGCGCAAGGUGGCCUGUUUGGAUAGCUACCUCGAUGCUUUGCAGCUGCUCUUGUGGCCAAGGCUCCGACACGUGUUGGAGGCGAACAUCGUCUCCUUACGCAAGGCGUAUCAACAAAGCUUGCAGGCUCCCAGCAACAGCAAUCCCCAUCUGGUCACCCGAAGGUUUGCCGAGUUGGCGGCAUCUUUGUACUUCCUCAGCUCCCAAGAGGAUACAGGACGGAGUGCUGCAGCAGCCUCUCAGCAACAUGCGCCAGGAGUUUUGCACGUUGCUGUCUGCCAUGGCCAACCGCCUCGAUGGGCCGGAUGGCUUGGUCUUCUUGGUGAACAACUAUGA